This is a messenger RNA of Closterium sp. NIES-67, 1725 nucleotides long. The record is from the annotation of a GenBank genome assembly. Lineage: Eukaryota; Viridiplantae; Streptophyta; Zygnematophyceae; Desmidiales; Closteriaceae.
GAACCGUGACUGCAUGCGGCUACAGGGCAGCCAUAGCCUUCAGACCGCGGCUGCCACAAACAGCUCUCAAACGCCUCCCUCACAGCGAUGGUCUGCUUUGGCCGUUCUGGCGUCAGGCUUAGUCCAGCGCCGAGCUUUCAAUCCCAGCGUUCAACGCGGAAGGUCAAAGUUUGCUUCUCAGCUUGAAGCUCGCCCUAGACUUUCCCGUUGUGUGGCUUGGUUUCACCCUCCUCACCAGGGCACAUGUUAUCAGGGCAUUUGUCCUGACUUGACUGAAAUUAUAAGCCUCGUCAACACGUAAGAGGCGGCUGUCAGUUGACCUCCUAGGCAUUGAGAGUCACCACUGCGUUCAUCUGAUUUUAACUGAUAGCAGAAAAAGCCUGAUCAUCGACGGUUUCGCGAUUGCCUCGCGUCCAGACUUCCAAUUGUAGAUAAUUUUACUACUGAAGGUUGUACCUCGAAGGUCCUGCUUUUAGAAAAGUACUUAACACUUUCCAGCUCAUGGCAUCCUUGCUCCUACGCUUCCCCAGAGAACUUUCAGAAGCCCCCCCUGUUGUUGCCUCCCCGUGGAGCGCAGCCGAUUCCCCCCAACUGCUUUCAAUGGAACAAGCCGCGGCGCCGACUCUCCGCAAAUCGCGGCGACGCAACACGGUAGCGUCGGUGCCGCAGUUCGAGGUGCUCCCCUGCGAGACGGACGUGGCGCUUCGCGGCGGUGUAUCGGAGCCGGCGGAGCCCAAGUCCAACGGCGACGCACCCUCGGAAGGUGCGGCGGCGGCGCCUAGUUCGCGAUUCUCGCACAUCGAACUUCGCCUGGAAAUGUGGAACCUCGCUACUGGGAGCUCCGCUACGAGUAGUAGCAGGCACCAGCCGCUCGGCGCGCGUCCGACGCGCUCGCGAAGCUCGCCAAUCAUCGCGCCGCCUGAGGCUCUCUCUUCACCCGCGGAGGCUGCCAUCAAGAAGACGACGAUACCCGCGGAAGAGGUUUUCGAAAACGCACUGGAAGUUGCUCCUGAACCGUCCAACCAUGGACGCGAUGCUCACCCUGAUGCUCCUCGUGUAACUGUCGAAAUCGCUGAACGCUCGCAUCUCAUAUCGGGGUCCAAGUCGCCGGCUCCUUCUCCAAGCGGCGCUCCCCAGCGGGGGGCACAGGGGACGCGGGGGAGCGUUUCUGAGAGCGGGGUAGAGACAAGGGGGAGAGGCCUGUCGCGGUGGCAGAGCGUUCCUGCGCUAACCUUGACCAACGCUGCUCGCUCAAGCGGUGCUGUCAGCGAGUCUCCCAUGAUGCGACAUGGGGCGUCACCGCGCUGGCCGAUUUCGGAGGCAUCCCAGCCCGCGACCGCGAGCGAGUCAGUCUCCCCGGCUGUCUCGUCGCACGGACGGCGCUUUCUGCGGCAUGCUGAUCUUGACAGGCAAACUAAUGGUAAUAGGCAAGGAGUCGCGGGCCCGGCUUGUGUCGCGACGCCGCCAGCCCGCCCACCGUCUGCUGCGGAUAGCGGCGUGAGGCUAUCGAGAGCUGCGUCGUCUGAGCCUACAAGUAAUGUGUUCGUGUGGGCAGCUCAGCAGCGCAUUGCACGGCACAGAUCCGCGCUGCAGUGACAUGAGUUCCUGCGACGGGGUUGGGUUUCUGGAAAAGAGAACCGCGGAGCUCGUGGUUGUAGUUCGUCUUUAUCUUUCACUGUAUAUUCCCUGAUAUGCUAACUGGUUUAAUAACCCAUUUAUCCGUCU